Molecule: messenger RNA, 2495 nt
Organism: Coregonus clupeaformis (lake whitefish)
Lineage: Eukaryota; Metazoa; Chordata; Actinopteri; Salmoniformes; Salmonidae
Product: tissue alpha-L-fucosidase
Exons: 9
Coding region: 158-1870 (570 amino acids)
Biological process (GO): glycoside catabolic process; fucose metabolic process
Cellular component (GO): lysosome
Molecular function (GO): alpha-L-fucosidase activity
Source: RefSeq, a predicted model, not a curated record
CCCCACUGAAGAAGAAGGUGUUUUCACCGCAACCGCACCGAAAAAAAGUCAGGUAAAUGCCUGUCGUUACAUAAUGGGACAUCAUUAGCCUACGAAGUGUAUUUAAGGGCAAUGCCAGCGCCGUCUGCCUCACUUCAUCAUUCUGAAAGAACUGAAAAUGAUCUCUUUGAUUUUUAUGAGUUUGUUACUAUUUGCAGUGGUUGCAAUCUCGCCGGGUAAUGGAGCGCGGUAUACGGCCAAUUGGACAAGUAUCGACUCCCGGCCACUACCCGUGUGGUACGAUGAGGCGAAGAUCGGGAUUUUCGUUCACUGGGGGGUAUUCUCCGUGCCCGGGUACGGCCAGUUUAGCGAGUGGUUCUGGUAUUGGUGGAAAGGCGCACAGAGAGCGGCCGAGGUUGAGUUUAUGAAGAAAAACUACCCCGUGGGCUUUACAUACGCAGAUUUCGCGCACGAUUUCAAAGCGCAGUUCUUCGAUCCUGAUGAGUGGGCUGAAAUAUUUGAAGCUUCUGGAGCCAAGUACGUGGUGUUCACAUCCAAGCAUCACGAGGGCUUCUGUAACUGGCCUUCUGCAGACUCCUGGAACUGGAACUCAGUGGAUACUGGACCUCACAGAGACCUGGUGGGAGACCUGGCAGCAGCCAUACGCAAGAGGAAGGGACUGCACUUUGGCCUGUACCACUCCCUGUAUGAGUGGUUUCAUCCACUCUACCUGAAGGACAAAGCUUCCGGGUUCAAGACCCAGGAGUUUGUCUUCCGGAAGGCUCUUCCUGAGCUGAUUGAUCUGGUGAUGACCUAUAAGCCGGAGCUGAUCUGGUCCGAUGGGGAUUGGGAAGCUCCGGACACCUACUGGAACUCAACAGAAUUCUUGGCCUGGCUCUACAACGACAGUCCUAUCAAGGACUUUGUGGUUGUCAAUGACAGAUGGGGGAAUGGUUGUUACUGCAAACAUGGCGGCUACUACAACUGUGCAGACAGGUUCACUCCAGGCUCUCUGCCUGACCACAAGUGGGAGAAAUGCCAGUCCGUCGACAACCGCUCCUGGGGUUACCGUAGAAACAUGAUGCUCAGCGAGCUGAUGGACCUGCCCACCAUCAUAACGGACAUGGUGUAUGUGGUCACUAUAGCUUGUGGAUAUGGAGUGUUUGGUAAUGUCAGUUUAGUGAUCUCUCUCCCCUGUAUCUUGUUUCAUCAGGACAUGGUGUAUGUGGUAUCUUGUUUCAUCAGGACAUGGUGUAUGGUCCCCUGUAUCUUGUUUCAUCAGGACAUGGUGUAUGGUCCCCUGUAUCUUGUUUCAUCAGGACAUGGUGUAUGUGGUAUCUUGUUUCAUCAGGACAUGGUGUAUGGUCCCCUGUAUCUUGUUUCAUCAGGACAUGGUGUAUGGUCCCCUGUAUCUUGUUUCAUCAGGACAUGGUGUAUGGUCCCCUGUAUCUUGUUUCAUCAGGACAUGGUGUAUGUGGUGGCCCUGGGGGGUAACUACCUGCUGAACAUUGGUCCCAUGGAGGACGGCAUGAUCUCCCCUCUCUUUGAGGAGAGGCUGAGGGGCAUGGGGGCCUGGCUGGGGGUCAACGGAGAGGCCAUCUACUCCUCCAAACCCUGGAGGAUCCAGGGGGAGAACACCACCGUACCUGUCUGGUACACCUCUAAGAACAACACAGUCUAUGCCAUACUGCUGGCGUGGCCUUCAAAACUGCUGUUCAGCCUCGCAGCACCCAAAACCUCUGAGGCCACUAAUGUCACCAUACUGGACAACCCGUCCGUACCUCUGAAGUGGGUAUCGACGACACCAACCGGACUGGUGGUAGUCAUGCCUGACGACAUGCCAGUUUCCCCGGGCCGAGGCUGGGUCCUGAGACUAGAGGGAGUAGCGUGAGGAGGCAGUGAACCAAAAACGGUUGUUAUUAUACGUCAAUCGAUUUUAUGACUGUUUUUAAUGUUUUAGUUUUUAUUUUCAGGGAUUGAAAUGUUCUUUUUAGGACUCCUGAUACUGAUUGGUUUGUGUGAGGCUGCUGAAGCCUAGCUGCCUGAAUGUGCAAUAGAUAUCGAGACUGCAGAGCCGCUAUCAACAAUGGCCUCUUUAUAGAGAUAAGAAAAACUAACCAAACGUGCGGUUAUAUCCUUUCAGCUACUUGAGGCAACUAUGAGGGAUGUGCAUUAUGUUCAACUUACAGUGGUCUGGAUACCAAUAUAUUCAGCAAUAAGUACCUAAAAACAUGGAUUUUCAUAAAUGGCAUACCAAAGAUGGUUGUUUGUUCUCUGGGUUUGGUAGAAAUGUGCAUUGCAACAGGGUGUACAAACGGAAUGUUCCACUUUUCAUGACAAUAUCUCUGUGUAGGCUACUGUCAUUAUACGCUAUGUGAAUUAAUGUAAAUGUGUUUUACCGGGAUGUCUUUUUUUAAUGCCAUUUAUUCUGUAGAUUGACAUCGAGUUUUGUCUUUAUAGCUACAAUUGUAUUUUAUCAACUCUUUAAAAGCCAUUAUCUGACUUAUCACAAUCAA